CUUGAGUAGCUUCCGUACUGCUUGCUCGUCUUCACGCAAUGGCAAAGGCAGAGUCGUCUGAGCUGACCGGCACCAUCGAGCAGCGCUUUCAUCGCGCCUGGUAUGCCGGCGUGCCCUUCAUCCCCACCAAACCCACUCCCCCUCCCUCCUCGCCCCUCCCCUCUCCAGAACAGACGGCAUCAUGGCUCAGCGUACUCGCCUUCUCCUGGCUCUACCCCGUCAUGCGAGCGGGCUACACCCGUCCGCUCGCAGACUCUGAUCUCUGGCAACAACCCGACGAACGUUCUGCUCGAAUCUAUGGCCAACGCAUCCUCGAUGCCUUCGAGAAGAGGCGAGCCGUUCCAGCGCGUGCUCCCCUUCUAAAGCGCGUAAAAUGGACUCUGAGCCUGAAAGGCCCGAAGUACGUCCGUCGGAUGGAAUCAGACUGGAAAGCGUCCUACAAACCGUCCCUCGUCCUCGCCCUCAACGACACCGUCUUCUGGUGGCUCUGGUCCGGCGGUAUCCUCCGUCUCUUCGCCGACGCAGGCCAGAUCUGUUCGCCCCUCCUCGUCCGCGCCAUCAUCACCUUUGCCCAGGAAUCGCACGACGCAAUGUCCAGUGGCACCACGCCACCCAGUAUCGGAAAGGGCGUGGGGCUGGUGUUUGGCUUGUUGGCGCUGCAGUGGGCCGUGCUCUUCGCGAGCUCGCAUGCGUUUUAUAGGAUGUUUACGACUGGGGUGAUUUUGAGGGCGGGAUUGAUACAGGUUCUGUUUGGGAGGGCUCUGAGACUGAGUAAUCGCGGCAUGGCUCGAAUCGGCUCCUCCGCCCGCCUAACCACCCUCCUCUCCGCCGACAUCUCCCGCAUCGACUUUUCCUGCGGCUACUCCCACAUGGCAUGGACCGCCCCCGUGCAAAUCAUCCUCUGUCUCAUCAUCCUCUGCGUCAAUUUGGGCUGGGCCGCUCUGCCCGGUUUCGCGCUCUUUCUGGCGGGAGGCCCGAUGCAGGGAUGGUUAACGGGGAAGUUAUUCGCUUUGAGGAAGAAAAGCAUGGUCUGGACGGACAAGCGUAUCAAGCUGCUCACCGAGCUCCUCGGGAACAUGCGUCUCAUCAAGGUCUUUGCUUGGGAGCUCCCCUUCCUCACCCGUGUAGCAGAGUACCGACACACAGAGAUGGAUUUCCUCCGCCGCCGCCUAACCCUCCGCGCCCUCAACAACGCCCUCGCCUUCUCCCUCCCCACCAUCGCCUCCGUCGUCUCCUUCGUAGUCUACGCCGCGGCCGGUAAUGGGUUAGACGCAGCUGUUAUCUUUAGUAGUUUGAGUUUGUUUAAUUUGUUGAGGACGCCGCUUACUUUUUUACCCGUCGCCCUAAACUCCCUCGCAGACGCGAAGAACGGAACGGCACGCAUUCGCGAAGUCCUCCUCGCCGACGUCCUUCCCUCUCCUUCAUCUCCUUCAUCCCCCUCUCCCACCGCGUCCUCUCCCUCCUCUCCCUCCGACACCCACGCCCCUAGCACCCCCACCCCCUCCUCUCCCCCCUCCUCAUCCUCCUCCUCAGUCCCAAUCUCCCCCUCCCAGCCCUACGCAAUCUCCAUCCACUCCUGCCGCUGGGUCUGGGAAGACGUCAAGCCCGUCUUCGUUCCCGUGAUCAAGAGCCCCUCUCUCGUCGCGCUCGUUAAACUUGCGUUUGGGAAGUUUGGGGCGGGGGUUAGGGGGUUCGGGGAGGGGUUGAGGGGGGCGGGGGUUAGAGGGGGGAGGGGGGAUGGGGAUGAAGACGAUAAGGAUGCGGGGGCGGACAAAGAGAAGGGUGAGGGUGAGAGUGGUACGCCCACGCCUAGGACCCCGUCGAUCGUGAAAGCCCCCCUUACACCUUCCUCCCUCGAAAGCUCCAACGGAAACGAGGAAAAGGAGGGGGAGAAGGAAGAGACGUUCCCGGUCGUAUUCGAGCUGGGCGACGUGACGCUGCAGAUCCCGAGGGGUGAAUUAUGGGCUAUCGUUGGGCCUGUGGGGAGUGGGAAGUCGAGUUUGUUGCAGGGGAUGAUUGGGGAAAUGCGUAAAUCCCGCGGCACGGUCUCUUUCUCCGGUCCUAUCGCCUACUGUCCCCAAGUCGCCUGGAUCCAGUCCUGCUCGAUCCGGGAGAACAUCCUCUUCGGACAGACGUGGGACGAGGAGCGGUAUUGGAGGGUCGUGCGCGAGGCGGAGUUGGAGGGUGAUUUUGGGAUGUUCGCCGACCGCGACCUGACCCAAGUCGGCGAAAAAGGCAUCUCCCUGUCCGGCGGUCAAAAGCAGCGAAUAAGCAUCGCGCGCGCGAUGUAUUACAACGCGCCCAUCACGAUUCUCGACGAUUCGCUUUCUGCGUUGGACGCGCAUGUGGGGCAUAAAGUGUUUAGGAACGUGAUUGGGCCGGGGGGGUCGUUGCAUAGACGUAGUGCUGUGGCUGCUGGUGUUGGUGGAGUGAAGGGAGAGGGAGAGGGGAGAGAGAAGGGAGAGGGGAGAGAGAAAGGAGAGGGGGAAGAGGAGUUGAUGGGGACGAGGGUGCUCGUUACGCAUGCGGAGUGGGUCCUGGGCGAGUGUGAUGUUGUUGUGAGGGUUGAGAGCGGGAAGGUUGUGAGUAUCAAGCAGGGGAGUGAGUUUAAGGAUGAACAUGCUAUGGAGCCAGAGGCGGAGAAGGAGGUGAAGGAGGAGGAGGAAGCGGAGGAGGAGGUUGAGGCUGUGGAGGGGGCGACGGGGCUGGUUGGACCCAUUGUUGAGGACGGGAAGAAGACGAAGGGCGCUGCGUUGAUGCAAGCGGAAGAGAGGCAGACCGGCUCGAUCUCUGGAAAGACCUACAAAGAAUUCUUCACCGCCGCCCGCCUUGUGAUCAUCGCCCCACUCUUCUCAUUCGCCGUCCUCAUCUUCCAAGGCUCCUCCAUCCUCUCUCCUUACUGGCUAGUCUGGUGGGAAGACGACCAAUUCGGGCUCCACCAAGGCAUCUACAUGGCCAUCUACGCCAUCCUCGGUCUCUGCCAAGCAACCGGCCUCUUCCUCAUGGGCCUCGUCUUCGCCCUCUUCACGUACAACGCCUCGCGCACUUUGCACCAGAACGCGCUCACGCGCGUCAUGCACGCUCCCACGUCCUUCUUCGAUACCACUCCCCUCGGUCGCAUCAUGAACCGGUUCAGCAAAGAUGUGGACGUGAUAGAUAACCAGAUCGGUGAUGCGAUGAGGAUGUUCAUGGGCACGCUGGUGCAGGUUGUGGGCAGUAUUGUGUUGGUGUCGAUUAUUUUGCCGUGGUUCUUGAUUUGUAUUGCGGUGAUUUUGGUGAUGUAUCAUUGGUUGGCGUUGUUCUAUAGGGCGAGUUCGAGAGAUUUCAAGCGGUUGGACGCAGUGCUCAGGUCGACUCUAUAUGCGCAUUUCUCGGAAAGUAUGAGCGGUCUUGCGACGAUUCGUGCAUAUGGCGAGAGCGAUCGUUUCCGCGACGAGAACAUCAGCCGGAUCGACAACGAGAACAGAGCAUACUGGCUUUCAGUGACGAACCAGCGAUGGUUGACCGUCCGGCUCGACUUCCUAGGUUCCCUAUCCAUUUUUUCAGUCGCUAUGCUCGUCGUAGGCUUGAGGUUCAGCGUCUCCCCUUCAGAGACCGGUGUCGUUCUUUCGUAUAUGUUGACUGUCCAGCAGGCCUUCGGCUGGAUGGUCCGUCAAUCCGCCGAAGUCGAAAACAGCAUGAACGGCGUCGAACGUAUCCUCCACUACGCGAACCACAUCGAACAAGAAGCGCCACACGAGAUCCCCGACGCGAAACCGCCUGCUUCCUGGCCCGCACAGGGUGAAGUGCAGAUGAAAGAUGUGGUGCUGAGUUAUAGGCCAGGAUUGCCGCCCGUGUUGAAGGGUGUUAGUGUGGAUGUGAAGGGUGGAGAGCAUGUGGGUAUUGUGGGGAGGACGGGGGCGGGGAAGACGACGAUUACUAUGGCGCUAUAUAGGACGGUGGAACUGCUUUCAGGGUUGAUCAAAAUCGACGGAGUGGACAUUUCGAAGAUCGGUCUGAGGGAUCUACGCAGUGCCCUUGCGAUCAUCCCACAGGACCCUCUGCUUUUCCAAGGCACUCUCCGUACCAACCUCGACCCCUUCGGGUCCUACGACGAUGCCACGCUCUGGAGCGCCCUCAAACGAUCAUGUCUUGAUCUCGAGAUACCCGAGUCCGAGGCUGUCACUCCUACUGGUUCGAGUGAUGAAAAGUCCGGGAGCCAGAGGAGGUUGACGCUGGACUCGGAAAUCGAGGCGGGCGGGGCGAAUCUUUCGGUUGGACAGCGUUCGUUGGUGAGCUUCGCCCGUGCAAUGGUCAAAAACUCAAAGGUUAUCAUCCUCGACGAGGCCACAGCCUCAAUCGAUUACCACACCGACAACAUCAUCCAAAAGACCAUUCAGACCGAAUUCGCCGACCGAACGCUCCUCUGCAUCGCGCACCGUCUGCGCACCAUCAUCGGCUACGACCGUAUCCUCGUCAUGGAUGCGGGCCAAGUCGCUGAAUACGAUACGCCGGAAAGGCUGUUCAGCCAGGAAGGGGGCAUAUUUAGGGGGAUGUGCGAGAGGAGUGGGAUUGGGAUGGAGGAUAUUGUUAGAGCGAGGGAGGGGCAUGGGAUCGAUGAAGUUGACCGUAAGGAUUGAGAGGGGAAUGUGAGGGUGAAAUGUUUAGACCACUUUACAGUAUAGUCAAUAGAUCAUGACAAUUAAUGUUAUUCACGACGUGCAAUGAG
Molecule: messenger RNA, 4708 nt
Organism: Stereum hirsutum FP-91666 SS1
Lineage: Eukaryota; Fungi; Basidiomycota; Agaricomycetes; Russulales; Stereaceae
Exons: 18
Coding region: 39-4619 (1526 amino acids)
Biological process (GO): transmembrane transport
Cellular component (GO): membrane
Molecular function (GO): ATP hydrolysis activity; ABC-type transporter activity; ATP binding
Source: RefSeq, a predicted model, not a curated record